ACUGGAACAAAUGACUCAGUUUUAACGAUACCACGGAUGAGACAACAUCUUUGUAAGGCACACAUUAACGUUACAGUAUUAAAAAUGCAAACAGGAUACAACGGCUGAUUUGAACUGGAUAAUUUAAGAACUUCGACCCCCAGAAAUGGCUAAAACGAAAUGGAAUUUGCUUUUUGCCACGUUCAUUUUAUCGUGUGUUUCAUUAACCGCUCUGAUAGUCUCACUAUGUACACCGUAUUGGGUUACUUCGGAAGCGUACGAAGCAAGUGCAUUUAAAAACAGUGAAAUAAACUAUGGACUUUUUUCUGGUUCGUUGACGCAAAACUUUCUACCUAAUCCCCGGUAUUACGACCUAACACUUACCUGCCUAUAUCAGGAGUACGUUUGUGCGUUCAGUUGCCAACAAGAUGAGGAAAGCCGAACUGACGAAAUAUUCAAUCUUUUAAAAGGAUUACGUCCAGCUGAUUGCCCCGUUCGCUCAUCAAAGAUGCUACGAAUGGUGCAUCAAGCGGAUUCUCAAACAGUUUUUCAGGAUCGACAGACAUCAGUUAAUUUCGACCGAAGCAACUUUAUCAACACUGGGCUUUGGGUUUCGACAGUAGUGUUUAUCGGUAUAGCUAUAAGUUUUGCAGCAGUUUCCACCAGCUUCUCUAUAAUUAACGUGCUGUUCAAUCCCAUCGAACCAGUAUUCAAUGUUUUUGGGUUGUUCAUUUGGAACGGAGUUGCGAUUGGAGCCACUGCUCUUUGCAUGAUAAUGUGGGGCGCACUGUUUGCUGGGACGCUUAUCGACAAUAUCGCCAUUACAGAUACGCUGACGAUACAGAUUCCCUAUCGGUCUUCCGGUUUAGCCGCACUGGGAGUAUCCUAUUGGAUUUUAUUUUUACCUAUUGUACUGCACGGGCUUAACGUGGGGCUCCUGUUAUGGCGUAGGUACAUCAUCAAUAAGGAGCCUCCUCCUACAACGAUAGAUGUUGAUCGGUCGGAUUUAACCAUUAUUAUGUUUUGAAUAAAUUAUACCUAGUAACUCA
Molecule: messenger RNA, 1028 nt
Organism: Anopheles funestus (African malaria mosquito)
Lineage: Eukaryota; Metazoa; Arthropoda; Insecta; Diptera; Culicidae
Exons: 3
Coding region: 146-1006 (286 amino acids)
Source: RefSeq, a predicted model, not a curated record